Nycticebus coucang (slow loris) is the source of this 3143-nucleotide messenger RNA. It is a transcript of the gene TXNDC11, whose product is annotated as thioredoxin domain containing 11. The record is from RefSeq and is a predicted model, not a curated record. Lineage: Eukaryota; Metazoa; Chordata; Mammalia; Primates; Lorisidae. The coding region runs from base 157 to 3027 and encodes 956 amino acids. The transcript is spliced from 12 exons.
GCGUGGGAGGGUGCCGCGGCGGCGGCACGGCUGACGUGGAGGGUCCGGGUUAGCGGGCUAGGCGAGCUGCGGGAUUGGGGAUCGCCGGGCCGGGCCGGGCCCUUGGGCCCGAGGCGGCGGCGGCGGCAGUAUAAAGCCGGCGACGGGGAGCAUGUAAUGUCGGAAUGCGGAGGCCGCGGCGGCGGCAGCAGCAGCAGCGACGACGCCGAGGACGAGGGUGGGGGCGGCGGCGGCGGCCCCGCGGGUUCACACUCCCUCACCCCGGCCCGGGUCGGAGAGUCCUCGGCGGGCCGGCUCCGCCGUGGGCUGCGCGGCGCCUCCCUCAUGGCGCGCCGGCGGCCCGAGCUGCUCUGCGGGGCCGUGGCGCUCGGCUGCGCGCUGCUCCUCGCCCUCAAGUUCACCUGCAGUCGAGCAAAAGAUGUGAUAAUACCAGCAAAGCCACCUGUCAGCUUUUUCUCCUUGAGGUCUCCAGUCCUUGACCUCUUCCAAGGGCAGCUGGACUAUGCAGAGAACAUUCGUCAGGAUUCAGAGGUGGUCCUGCUAUUCUUCUAUGCCCCAUGGUGUGGACAGUCCAUCGCUGCCAGAGCAGAAAUUGAACAAGCAGCAAAUCGGCUUUCAGACCAGGUGUUGUUUGUGGCAAUUAACUGUUGGUGGAACCAGGGGAAGUGCAGAAAACAGAAACACUUCUUUUAUUUUCCUGUAAUAUAUCUAUAUCAUCGGAGUUUUGGACCAAUCGAAUACAAAGGCCCCAUGAGUGCUGUUUACAUUGAGAAGUUUGUCCGCCGGGUGAUGAAACCACUUCUCUACAUCCCAUCUCAAUCAGAAUUACUAGAUUUUCUCUCAAACUACGAGCCUGGAGUACUUGGGUACUUUGAGUUCAGCGGCUCACCCCAGCCUCCCGGUUAUUUGACCUUCUUCACCUCAGCAUUACACUCAUUAAAGAAAGAUUACCUAGGAACAAUACGAUUUGGGGUUAUCACAAAUAAACAUCUUGCGAAACUGGUAUCCUUAGUACACUCUGGAAGUGUGUAUUUACAUAGACAUUUCAACACAUCACUUGUCUUUCCUAGGGAGGUCAUGAACUACACAGCUGAGAACAUCUAUAAAUGGGCCUUAGAAAACCGGGAGAUGCUUUUUCGAUGGCUGCGGCCACAUGGAGGCAAGAGUCUCCUGAUGAAUAAUGAACUGAAGAAGGGACCAGCACUUUUUUUGUUCAUACCUUUUAAUCCCUUAGCUGAAAGUCAUCCUUUAAUAAAUGAGAUCACCGAAGUGGCCUUGGAGUACAACAACUGUCAUGGAGACCAGGUGGUGGAGCGUCUCCUUCAGCACCUUCGGCGAGUGGACGUGCCAGCACUGGAGUCCCUGGCACUAAAAUCACUGGCACAGCUGCCAAACCGGCCACUGAUCUCAGCGUCCCCCUGCUGCAACACUGUGGUGCUGCCCCAGUGGCACUCCUUCUCCAGGACCCACAAUGUUUGUGAACUGUGUGUCAACCAGACCGCAGGGGGCAUAAAGCCAAGCUCGGUCAGCAUGCCACAGUGCAGCUUUUUUGAGAUGGCAGCAGCUCUGGAUUCUUUCUACCUCAAGGAGCAGACCUUUUAUCAUGGGACAUCUGACAGCAUAGAAUGCAGCAAUUUUUUAACUUCCUAUAGCCCUUUCAGCUACUACACUGCAUGUUGCAGGACCAUAAACAGGAGUGUGGUGGGCUUCAUCGAUUCUGAACAAGAUGUCUUUGGAGCCCCAACCAUUGCAUUUUCUUCUCUGGAGAAGAAAUGUGAAGUUGAUGCCCUGAGCUCUGUUCCUCACAUUGAGGAGAACAGGUAUCUUUUUCCUGAAGUGGAUGUAACUAGCACAGACUUCACAGGCUUGAGCUGCAGAACCAACAAGACCCUGAACAUCUACCUUUUGGAUUCAAAUUUAUUUUGGUUAUAUGCAGAAAGACUGGGUGCUCCGAGCUCCACUCGGGUGAAAGAAUUUGCCACAAUUGUUGAUGUGAAAGAAGAGUCUCACUAUAUCUUGGAUCCAAAACAAGCUCUUGUGAAGUUCACCCUAGAGUCUUUUAUUCAAAACUUCAGCAUUCUCUACAGUCCCUUGAAAAGACAUCUCAUUGGAAGUGAGUCUGCCCAGUUUCCUUCUCAGCAUUUAAUCACUGAAGUAACAACUGAUACCUUUUGGGAAGUAGUCCUUCAAAAACAGGACGUUCUGCUGCUUUACUAUGCACAGUGGUGUGGCUUCUGUCUAUCCCUCAACCACGUCUUCAUCCAGCUAGCUCGUCUCCUGCCCACAGAUACAUUCACUGUGGCAAGGAUUGACGUGUCUCAGAAUGAUCUUCCUUGGGAAUUUAUGGUUGACCGUCUUCCUACUGUCUUGUUUUUUCCCUGCAACAGAAAGGAUCUUAGUGUCAAGUACCCCGAAGACCUCCCCAUCACCCUUCCAAACCUGCUGAGGUUCAUUCUGCAUCACUCAAACCCUAUUCCCCCCCGGAACAUGGCUGACCCUCCUACCAAAGAAUGUCUGCAGAGCGAGGCAGUCCUACAGCAGGGGCACAUCUCCCAUUUGGAGAGAGAGAUCCAGAAGCUGAGAGCAGAAAUAAGCAGCCUGCAGCGAGCACAAGGGCAGGUGGAGCUCCAGCUUUCCAGCGCCCGCAGGGACGAGCAUCGGCUGCAGCGGCAGCAGCAGGCCCUCGCGGAGCAGCACCGCCUGCUCCAGCAGCAUAGCACACAACUGCAGGCCCUGUACCAGCAUAAGACCCAUGAGCUCGAGGCACUGGCCCGCAAGCUGCAGGAACUGGCUGACGCCUCAGAAAACCUCCUCGCUGAGAACACGUGGCUCAAGAUCCUGGUAGCGACCAUGGAGAGGAAACUGGAGGGCAAGGAGGGAGCUGAAGACCUGCCUCCCCCAAGAAAGGCACACCCUGAGCAUCCCGAGCCUUCAGGCACCCCCCGGUUACCCAGCAGCUCCCCCUCACCUUCCAACAUCAGCUCCACGCUGACGUCCGAAAGGAGCAACGAGAACAGGACAGACUAACUCUCAAAAUGACAUGAAGAAAUCAGAGGUGAAAACUGUACAUUGGGAAUAUAUUUAUGCAAAUUUUAUUGAAAUUUAUUGUAAAUAAAGAUUUUCUCAGUGGUUUAGAAAAUCAA